AUGAGUGAUUCAGAAGAAGAGGACAGAUCAAAGUCUCCAGUCUCCAGCUGUCUGUCUAUGAAGAGUGACUGGAGUAAAGGAUACCCUCCAAACUUCAGUAAUGAACCUGGACCCUCAGACACAAAACUUGAGAAGAUGAGUGAUUCAGAAGAAGACGAGGACAGAUCAAAGUCUCCAGUCUCCAGCUGUCUGUCUAUGAAGAGUGACCGGAGUAAAGAAAAUGUUCCAAAAUUCAGUAAUGAACCUGGACCCUCAGACACAAAAGAGAGGAAGAGGAGUCAUGUUUGUGAGGAGGAGCAGCCAUCCAGAACAAGAGCUGGACUGCAGUCAGCCGGUGAAACCAACACUGCACAAGCUGCUGGUGGUCUGCAAGAGGUUUUAGAUGAACAUAAGAUCAGUCUGAAGAGAAGAUGUCAACAUGUGACUGAAGGAACUGAUGGAACAGGAAGUGGAACCCUCCUUAACAGGAUCUACACUGAGCUCUACAUCACAGAGGGACAGAGUGAAGAGGUUAAUACCCAACAUGAGGUGAGGCAGCUGGAGACAGCUUUCAAGAAGACGACCAUCCAUGAUACUCCAAUCAAGUGCCAGGACAUCUUUAAAGCCUUACCUGACCAACAGGGACACAUCAGAGUCGUUCUGACGAACGGCGUCGCUGGCGUUGGAAAAACCUUCUCGGUGCAGAAGUUCAGUCUGGACUGGGCAGAGGGUUUGGAGAACCAAGAUGUCAGUGUGGUGGUUCUGCUUUCGUUCAGGGAGCUGAACUUGAUCAGAGAUGAGCAGUACAGUCUUCUGGAGCUGCUCCAUGUUUUCCAUCCAACAUUACAGAAGGUCCCAGCAGAGAAGCUCGCCGUCUCUAAACUUCUGUUCAUCUUUGACGGCCUGGAUGAAAGCAGACUGUCUCUGGAUUUCAACAACAAGGAGGUUGUGUCUGAUGUCACACAGAAGUCAUCGGUCAAUGUGCUGCUGACAAACCUCAUCCAGGGGAAUCUGCUUCCCUCGGCUCUCGUCUGGAUAACUUCCAGACCUGCAGCGGCCAAUCAGAUCCCUCCUGCAUGUGUUGACAGGGUGACAGAAAUACGAGGCUUCACUGACGCCCAGAAGGAGGAGUACUUCAGGAGGAGGGUCAGUGAUGAAGAACGGUCCAGCAGAAUCCUCUCACACAUCCACACAUCCAUCAGCCUCCACAUCAUGUGUGUGAUCCCAGUCUUCUGCUGGAUCACUGCUACAGUUCUGGACCACAUGUUGACUACAGAGCAGAGAGGAGAACUGCCCAAGACCCUGACUGACCUGUACUCACACUUCCUGCUGGUUCAGACCAAGAAGAAGAAGCAGAAGUAUGAUGAGGGACAUGAGACAAGUCCACAGGAGCUGAUGGAGGCUGACAGAGAAGUUCUUCUGAAACUGGGGAGGCUGGCGUUUGAACAGCUGCAGAGAAGAAACAUCAUGUUCUACCAAGAAGACCUGGAGCGCUGUGGUCUCCAUGUCACAGAGGCCUCGGUGUACUCAGGAGUUUGUACAGAGAUCUUCAAAAGAGAGAGUGUGAUCUUCCAGAAAACAGUCUACUGCUUCAUUCAUCUGAGCGUUCAGGAGUUUCUGGCUGCAGUCUACCUGUUCCACUGUUACACCACCAGGAACACAGAGGUAGUGAGGGCUUUCUUUGGGACAUACUGGUAUAAUUUCUCAUCCCUGGAUGACUUCCUGAGGAGGACCAUGGAGAAAUCCCUAGAAAGUAAAAAUGGCCACCUGGACCUGUUUGUUCGCUUCCUCCAUGGCCUCUCUCUGGAGUCCAACCAGAAACUGUUAGGAGGCCUGCUGGGUCAGACAGACAACAGUCCAGAAAUCAUCCAGAGAGCCAUUAAUAACCUGAAGGAGAUGAACACUAAUGAGAUCUCUCCUGACAGAAGCAUCAACAUCUUCCCCUGUCUGACGGAGAUGAACGACCUCUCAGUAUAUCAGGAGAUCCAAGAGUUCCUGAAGUCAGAGAACAGAUCAGAGAAGGGACUCUCUGAGAUCCACUGCUCAGCUCUGGCCUACAUGCUGCAGAUGUCAGAGGAGGUUCUGUACUGGUUGAACCUGAAGGAGUACAACACAACAGAGGAGGGACGACUGAGACUGAUUCCAGCAGUGAGGAACUUCAGAAAGGCCUGGAUUUCCAACUGCAGACUCUCAAAGACUCACUGUGAAGUUUUGGCCUCAGCUCUGAAGUCCAACCCCUCCCAUCUGAGACACCUGUACCUGAUAAAUAGCAGCCUGAAGGAUUCAGAAGUGAAGCAGCUGUGUGAUGGACUUCAGAGUCCAAAUUGUAAACUGGAUACUCUGGGAUUGUGGCGCUGCAGUUUGUCAGAGAUCAGCUGUGCUUCACUGGUCUCAGCUCUGAAGUCCAACCCCUCCCAUCUGAGAUGGCUGGAUCUGGGCUUCAACGAGCUGCUGGAUUCAGGAGUGAAGCAGCUGUGUGAUUUUCUUGAGAGUCCAAACUGCAGACUGGUGUUUCUGGGAUUGAGUCACUGCAGGUUGUCAGAGAUCAGCUGUGCUACACUGGCCUCAGCUCUGAAGUCCAACCCCUCCCAUCUGAGAGUGCUGCAGCUGAGCUGGAACGAGCUGCAGGAUUCAGGAGUGAAGCAGCUGUGUGAUUUUCUGGAGAGUACACACUGCAGACUGGAGACUCUGAGAUUGAAGAAAUGCAGUUUGUCAGAGACCAGCUGUGCUAUUCUGGCCUCAGCUCUGAAGUCCAACCCCUCCCAUCUGAGAGAGCUGGACCUGAGAGACAACAAGCUGCAGGAUUCAGGAGUGAAGCAGCUCUCUGAUCAUGUGGAUAAUCCGAACUGCAGACUGACGACUCUGAGGAUCGAUGGCAUGUUGAUCAAAGCUGAGAAACCAAAAACAAUAGGACAGCGUCCCAGCAGAGGACAGCGUCCCAGCAGAGGACAGAGUCCCAGCAGAGGAAAGUGUACCAUCUCAUGAGAAUUGAAACUGAAGCAAAAGAGAAGAAACUGUGAUGAUGAAUCUCUAACAGCUGAAUGUUUACAGUCUCACGCGAUUGAUUGUAAUCUGUAAAUGAGAAAUGAUGAGAAAUACUAAAUCUGUAAUAUUAAUUAAUUUAUCAAUGAAUUUAAAUGAU
Centropristis striata (black sea bass) is the source of this 3121-nucleotide messenger RNA. RefSeq names its product NACHT, LRR and PYD domains-containing protein 3-like. The record is from RefSeq and is a predicted model, not a curated record. Gene Ontology annotation, molecular function: protein binding. Lineage: Eukaryota; Metazoa; Chordata; Actinopteri; Perciformes; Serranidae. The transcript is spliced from 11 exons. The coding region runs from base 1 to 2964 and encodes 987 amino acids.